Cooperia oncophora is the source of this 288-nucleotide messenger RNA. The record is from the annotation of a GenBank genome assembly. NCBI's taxonomy places the organism in Eukaryota, Metazoa, Nematoda, Chromadorea, Rhabditida, Trichostrongylidae.
AUGCCACCAGACGUAUUGCAAAAGCAAUUUUCCAUUAAUGAACCCAAGCAUGAGCCGAUACACGCAAUCGUGAUCGAUUUAUCUACUGUUCCUCAAAUCGACUACACCGGUGCUCAGUGCCUCAUCGAGGUGUUCAACGAGCAGCGAAGUAAAGGAAUUGCAGUGCUCUUCGCAGCAGCGCCAUUACAACUACUGGCUCGAUUGGAAUCAGUAUUGGAUUCGAAUGAUGCGAGUAUUCUUACGAAUUUCUAUCCGUCAAUCGAUGAUGCCCUCAACAAUAUCAAAUAG